GAAAAAUACCCUUGCGGCUUGAAGGCAUUGGUGGAGGAGGACUACUGCUGAACAAACACCACUAUCUCCACUAGUAGUACCAUGCUAUAGGCCAGAAGAAAAAAAAAUGAGCGGGCGGCAGAGCAGCGAAAGGGCCCAUUCUGCGGGAAGAAGAAAAGUUUACCCCAAAGGCUGCGUCAGGGCCCCCCAUCAAAUCAUUACCCAGAGCGUCCAUGGUAGAGAGGCAGUCUCUCGGUUCAGACACCACGACCGCCGCCAUAUCUAGUAGAGUUUUCCUUCUUCUGCCUCUCUCUCUCCUCUCUUUUGCUCUUUCUAUAUCAACCUUCAACCAGUUGAUCCACCCUCGUUUGUGUCUCCAGCAAACACAUCUCUUGUACUCCUCCAUUGACGGUCUCGCUUGCAGACCACAGAGAGGAUUUUCGUCAUGUCGAGCCAGGAGAACGGGCCCAUGAUGGCCCUUGAGGUCAAGAAUGGCAACGACGCCAUUCGUUUCUGCGAAGGGCAGAGCUUCGGUGCUCCACGCAGCGUUGCCGGUGAAUUGGUCUUCCAGACCGGCCUGGUUGGUUACCCAGAGUCCAUCACCGACCCUUCAUAUCGAGGCCAGAUCCUUGUCAUUACCUUCCCGCUCGUGGGAAACUACGGUGUCCCUCCCCGAGAGGACCGUGACGCCAUCCUCAACGAUCUGCCCGCUCACUUCGAAGCCGCCGAGAUUCACAUUGCAGGUUUGAUCGUCGCCUCAUACUGCGGCGAAGAUUACUCCCACCACCUAGCCAGCUCUUCAUUGGGUCAAUGGCUCAAGCAGCAAAACGUCCCGGCCGUGUGCGGUGUCGACACUCGAGCCUUGACGAAGAAGAUCAGAGAAAAAGGAAGCAUGUUGGGACGCCUGCUUCUGCAGACGGGCACCAAGCGUAUACUGAGCACCGCCAACACCCAGAGCGGAGCCAUGACGCCGAAUGGCUCGGGCACGCCAGCGGUGACACCCGGAGUAAAUCUGGGAGCUGUCAACACUGCGCUGACACCUGCCGCUCGCCUGGCGGGAGCCAACGGUGCCGCUGGAUACUUCAGCAAGUCCAUCGAAGUUCCCGUCUACGAGGAGAUCGAAUGGUUCGACCCAAACACCAAAAACUUGGUUGCUGACGUCUCAAUUUCCAAACCCAAAAUUUACUCCCCCAGCCCGUCGAUUGCGUUGCAUCAUCCGUCUGGUAGACCUGUUCGUGUUGUAUGCGUUGAUGUUGGUCUCAAAUACAAUCAAUUGCGAUGUCUCAUCAACCGCGGAGUCGAGGUCGAGGUCGUGCCUUGGAACUACGAUUUCCCAAAGCUGGCCGGCAAGGAAUACGACGGUCUCUUCAUCUCCAACGGCCCAGGUGAUCCAGCGAUCAUGGCCGAGACGGUCGCACACAUCAAGGCAACACUGGAGGAAGCUCGAGUGCCCAUCUUCGGCAUUUGUCUUGGACAUCAAUUGCUUGCCCGCGCAGCCGGCGCCGGCACUGUCAAGAUGAAGUUCGGUAACCGUGGACACAACAUUCCCUGCACAAGUUUGCUCUCGGGCAAGUGUUACAUCACCUCGCAGAACCACGGUUACGCCGUCGAUGUCGCGACCCUCAAGGACGGCUGGGACGAGCUCUUCGUCAAUGCCAACGACAACAGCAACGAAGGUAUCCGGCACGUCUCACGACCAUACUUCAGUGUGCAAUUUCACCCCGAAAGCAACCCCGGACCUCGAGACACAGAAUUCCUCUUCGAUGUCUUCAUUGACACAAUUGUGAAGACGAUCAAGGACCCCAGCAACAUGCAGAAGCCCGUCACCUUCCCUGGUGGUGAUAUUCGAGACAACGAAGCUGCUGCACCCCGAGUCAACGUGAAGAAGGUGCUCGUCUUGGGUAGCGGUGGUCUCAGUAUCGGUCAGGCAGGAGAGUUCGACUACUCCGGAAGUCAAGCCAUCAAGGCUUUGAAAGAGGAGGGCAUUUACACAAUUCUCAUCAACCCGAACAUCGCCACCAUUCAAACCUCCAGAGGUCUUGCAGACAGGGUAUACUUCCUCCCAGUCAAUGCGGAGUUUGUGCGCAAGGUCAUCAAGGCGGAGAACCCAGACGCCAUCUACUGUACUUUCGGUGGACAGACGGCUCUCAAGGUCGGAAUCGAGCUCAAGGAUGAGUUCGAGGCGCUCGGCGUCAAAGUCUUGGGAACACCAAUCGACACUAUAAUCACUACCGAGGAUCGUGAGCUGUUCGCCCGAAGCAUGGACUCGAUCGGUGCGCCUGUCGCGAACUCGAAAUCGGCCAACAACAUCACUGAAGCUGUCGAGGCUGUCGAGUCCAUCGGAUACCCCGUCAUCGUUCGAGCCGCUUUCGCUCUCGGUGGUCUGGGUAGUGGAUUCGCGGACAACAAGGAGCAGCUUCUCGAGAUUUGCAACCGUGCCUUUUCGGUCAGUCCCCAAGUGCUCAUCGAGCGCAGCAUGAAGGGCUGGAAAGAAAUCGAGUACGAGGUUGUCCGUGACGCUCAGGACAACUGCAUCACUGUGUGCAACAUGGAAAACUUCGAUCCUCUCGGAAUCCACACCGGUGACUCGGUCGUCGUGGCGCCAUCUCAAACUCUGUCCGACGAAGACUACAACAUGCUCCGUACCUGCGCUGUCCGUGUGAUUCGUCACCUCGGCGUUGUCGGAGAGUGCAACAUUCAAUAUGCUCUGAACCCCAAUAGCCGCGAGUUCUGCAUCAUCGAAGUUAACGCCCGUCUUUCGAGAUCCUCUGCAUUGGCAUCCAAGGCGACAGGUUAUCCUCUUGCAUUCGUCGCCGCCAAGCUGGGUCUCAACAUUCCUCUUAACAAGAUCAAGAACUCGGUCACCAAGGUGACUUGUGCCUGUUUCGAGCCCUCGCUUGAUUACGUUGUUGUCAAGAUUCCUCGAUGGGAUCUCAAGAAGUUCCGCCGUGUCUCAACCCUGUUGGGCUCUUCUAUGAAGAGUGUUGGAGAGGUUAUGGCUAUCGGUCGAACCUUUGAGGAAGCUCUGCAAAAGGCUAUUCGUUCAGUCGACCCAAGCAAUCUCGGAUUCCACCAAACCUCUCAAGACACCCUCGUCACUUUGGACCAGGAACUCCAGACUCCCUCCGACCAGCGCAUGUUUGCGCUCGCAAACGCCAUGCACAGCGGUUACACUGUUGAUAAGAUCUGGGAGCUGACAAACAUCGACAAGUGGUUCCUCCGUAAGCUCAAGAAACUCAGCGACUUUGGUCAUCUCAUGUCUGAUUACACUGUCGAUAACAUCCCCACUCCGCUCUUCCGACAAGCCAAGGAGAUGGGUUUCUCCGACAAGCAACUGUCUCUGUUCUGGGACUCGAACGAGCAGCAUGUUCGACGCGCCCGUCUUGAGGCCAACAUUGUGCCAUGGGUGAAGCAGAUCGAUACCGUUGCUGCGGAGUUCCCCGCUUUUACCAACUACCUCUACCUCACCUACAACGCAAGCGAACACGACAUCAAGUUCGAGGAUCGUGGCGUUAUGGUCUUGGGUUCUGGUGUAUACCGUAUCGGAUCUUCUGUCGAAUUCGAUUGGUGCUCUGUCCGCGCCGUCAGGACGCUCCGAGAGAGCGGACACAAGACUGUCAUGGUCAACUUCAACCCCGAAUGUGUCUCCACCGACUUCGACGAGGUCGACCGCUUGUACUUUGAGAACAUCACCAUGGAGACUGUCCUUGACAUUUACCAGUUCGAGAAUGCAAGCGGUGUGAUCGUUUCCAUGGGUGGUCAGAUCCCGAACAACAUCGCCCUGCCACUGUUCCGUGCCAACGUCAAGAUUCUUGGAACUUCACCAGAGGACAUUGACAAGGCCGAGAAUCGAUACAAGUUCUCCCGCCUGCUGGAUCGCCUGGAGGUUGACCAGCCCGAGUGGAAGGAAUUGACCAGCAUCGAAGAGGCGAAGGAGUUCUGUAACAAGGUCAAGUACCCCGUGCUGGUCCGACCGUCAUAUGUGUUGUCUGGUGCUGCGAUGAACACUGCAUAUUCAGAAGCGGAUCUCGCUGGCUACCUCGCACAAGCCGUCGAUGUCUCUAAGGAUCAUCCUGUCGUCAUCACCAAGUACAUCGAGCACGCCAAGGAGAUCGAGAUGGAUGCUGUCGCCCGCAACGGCAAGAUGAUCGGUCACUUCAUUUCUGAGCACGUCGAGAAUGCAGGAGUGCACUCCGGUGAUGCUACCUUGAUCCACCCACCGCAAGACUUGGAUCCCGAAACCAUCCGCAAGAUCGAGGAUGCCACGCGGAAGAUUGGUGACGCGCUCAAUGUGACUGGUCCGUACAACAUUCAGUUCAUUGCCAAGAACAACGAGAUCAAGGUGAUCGAAUGUAACGUUCGUGCGUCACGAUCCUUCCCAUUCGUCUCCAAGACCACUGGACUCGAUCUCAUCGAGAUGGCGACCAAGGCGAUUACUGGGACUCCUGUCCGCGAAUACCCUCCCACCAACAUGCCUUCCGAUUUCGUCGCCGUGAAGGUCCCACAGUUCUCCUUCUCGCGAUUGGCGGGUGCCGACCCUGUCACUGGUGUUGAGAUGGCCUCAACUGGUGAAGUCGCAUGUUUUGGUCGCACGAAGUUUGAAGCUUACAUGAAGGGUCUCAUCUCGACCGGGUUCCGACUUCCCAAGAAGAGCAUUCUCCUGUCCAUCGGAUCGUUCAAGGACAAGCUGGAGAUGCUCGAGCCAGUUCGCAAGCUCCACAACCUUGGUUUCAAGCUCUACGGUACUUUCGGCUCAGCUGAUUUCUUCAAGGAGAACGACAUUGAUAUUCAGUUCGUGGAAGACCUCAACUCGGGUGACCAAAAGGAUGAGUACUCCCUCACUCACCUCCUCUCCACCGGAUUGAUCGACCUCUACAUCAACUUGCCGUCCAACAACAAGUUCAGACGUCCGGCCAACUACAUGAGCCGAGGUUACAAGACUCGUCGUAUGGCUGUCGAUUUUGACACACCGCUGGUGACUAAUGUCAAGAUCGCGAAGAUCCUCAUUGAAGGUCUUGCCCAGAAAUACGACUUCAGCAUCAGUUCUUUGGACAGUCAAGUCUUCAACCAGGUGCCUCUCGUUCCUGCUAUCCUCCCGUCUGCAGGGCCCUCGCCAUCCUUGCCCGAUCUGCUCGCACAGUCGGCACUGAAGGGCAAAGACAUCGUCUCCGUCAGGCAAUUCACAAGGGAUGACUUGCAUCUGCUCUUCACCAUCGCUGCCGAGAUGCGCCUUCGCGUCGCCCGAGAGGGUGUCCUCGACGUGCUCAAGGGCCGGGUGCUGUGUUUGAUGUUCUUCGAACCUUCAACCCGAACUUCAUCCUCCUUCGAUGCCGCCAUGAAGCGCCUUGGUGGCGCCACUAUCAUGAUCAACGAGUCCCAGUCAAGCACACAAAAGGGCGAGUCUCUCGAAGACACCAUCCGCACCCUUGAUCAAUACGGCGAUGCCAUCGUGCUCCGUCAUCCCGACAACGACAGCGCCGAGACCGCCGCACGCUAUUCCGACCACCCCGUCAUCAAUGCUGGUAAUGGCACUCGCGAGCACCCGACCCAGGCGUUGCUCGAUCUGUUCACGAUCCGUGAAGAGUUGGGUACCGUUAAUGGCCUGACCAUUACCUUCACCGGCGACCUCAAGAACGGCCGCACCGUCCACUCCCUGUGCGAGAUUCUGAAGCACUACAACGUGACCAUCCAACUCGCAGCUCCGGCAUCGCUCGCCUUGCCCAGCAAGGUCCGCGCCGCGCUUUCCGCCCGAGGACAGCUUGGCACCGAGUCGGAGCGCCUCACCCAGGAGAUGAUCGCCAACACCGACGUCCUCUACUGCACUCGCGUGCAGAAGGAACGCUUCGAGGACCUCGCUGAGUACGAAGCCGUCAAGGACGAGCUCAUCGUCAACGCCAAGACCCUUCGUGAUGCGAAGAAGAACAUGAUUGUCAUGCACCCGCUCCCGCGCAACAUGGAGUUGCACAAAGACGUCGACGACGACCCGCGCGCAGCCUACUUCCGACAGAUGAAGUACGGCAUGUUCGUCCGCAUGGCCCUCUUGGCGCUCGUCAUGGCACCGUAGAGGAAAGGUUCAAUCGCUUCACGAUGGGUGAGAGACCUCGAGAUCGAAUGCAUAGCGAUGGCGUUGGAAGAGUGCUUUGUUGUCCCGUCCAAAAGUACAAUUUGAUUAGCAAAAGAAUGUAUGAUGAUGAAAUACGUAUGACGAUCAACCUGCUAUGAUAUAUCGCGACUCCUCGCGAACCACUGUAGCUCGUGGCGAAUAGACAUUGUAAAAGCGAGCGUGCAGGAUGUGUCUAGUC
Messenger RNA from Dissoconium aciculare CBS 342.82, 6281 nucleotides. RefSeq names its product bifunctional carbamoylphosphate synthetase/aspartate transcarbamylase. Lineage: Eukaryota; Fungi; Ascomycota; Dothideomycetes; Mycosphaerellales; Dissoconiaceae. Gene Ontology annotation, molecular function: aspartate carbamoyltransferase activity; ATP binding; amino acid binding. The transcript is spliced from 3 exons. The record is from RefSeq and is a predicted model, not a curated record. Gene Ontology annotation, biological process: UTP biosynthetic process; 'de novo' pyrimidine nucleobase biosynthetic process; L-glutamine metabolic process. Bases 425 to 6043 code for a protein of 1872 amino acids. Gene Ontology annotation, cellular component: cytosol; cytoplasm.